AUGGGGCAAAAGCUAACAACCCCCUUAAGCCUUACUCUAGAUCACUGGACAGAAGUCACCACCCGGGCCCACAACCUGUCGUUGGAGGUCUGGAAGAAAAAGUGGAUCAGCUUCUGUUCCUCCGAAUGGCCCGCCUUCAAUGUAGGGUGGCCUAAGGAGGGCUCCUUUAAUCUUGGUGUUAUUUUACAGGUGAAGGCUCGAGUUUUCCAGCCCGGCCCUCACGGACACGCUGACCAAGUCCCCUACAUAAUUACUUGGGAAAAUCUUGCUCAGGAUCCCCCGAAGUGGGUUAAGCCUUUUCUCUCCCCUUCCAUCCCCCUCUCGGCCCCUCCACCCUCUCCCACUCCCCUAGUCCCUCUUCCUCCUGCCCCCAUCCAGCCUACCUUUCCUCCCCUGCCUGUCCCUCAGCCACCUACUCCCCUCACCCCUCCUCCACCACCCUUAUCCCAAUCUUUCCUCUACCCCCUAAGGGAGUUGUCAAAACUUAAAACAAAGGACCCCUCCCCCUCCUCUUCAAGACCCCCCGUUCUGCCUGAUAAUCAGACAGAGACAGACUUGUUAUUGUUAGAGCCUCCCCAAAUGCCAGACCCUCCGCCGCCUUAUGCCCAACCUGCUCCUGCUCCUAUGGAAGAGCAAAGGGGCCCGAUAGGGGUCUCCCAUUCCCCAUCUGCUCCUUCUCCGGACUCCACUGAGCUGGAGGUGGAGCCCCGGAUGCCUUCGUCACCUCCCAGCAGUCGUCUGUGCCUCCGCCGUGAUCGAGGCGGAGAGACGGGGGGAGGCUGGACGGCCCAUGCUUUUCCCCUCCGGACAGUGGCCGGCCAAUAUCAAUAUUGGCCCUUUUCUGCUUCGGACUUAUAUAACUGGAAAACCCAUAACCCGUCCUUUUCACAGGACCCUCAGGCCCUUACGGGCCUGAUUGAAUCCAUUCUGCUAACCCACCAGCCCACUUGGGAUGAUUGUCAGCAACUCUUGCAGACUCUCCUCACCACGGAGGAACGGCAGCGAGUGUUCCUAGAGGCUCGCAAGAAUGUUCCAGGAGAAGAUGGCAGGCCAACGCAGUUGCCCAAUGAGAUCAAUGAAGUGUUCCCGUUAACCCGCCCAAAUUGGGACUUCAACAUCGCAGCUGGUAGGGAGCGACUCCGUCUUUAUCGCCAGGUUCUGUUGGCAGGUCUCAAAGGGGCCGGGAGGCGCCCCACCAAUUUGGCUAAGGUACGUGCAAUAGUGCAGGGUUCUGAGGAAACGCCUGCGGGAUUUUUAGAGAGACUAAUGGAAGGAUACCGUAUGUAUACGCCCUUUGACCCCUCUGCUGCAGACAGACAAUCCGAUGUCAUUAUGUCAUUUAUCGGGCAGUCGGCCCCGGACAUUCGGAGUAAGCUACAACGGUUGGAGGGGCUUCAGGGGUAUACUUUACAGGAUUUGGUUAAGGAAGCAGAGAAAAUUUUUAAUAAGAGAGAGAGGCUAGGACACUGGGUCAGGAACUGCCCGAAAAAAAGGGGGCAGAUAAGAGGAUCCCGAAGACCAGCACAAGUAUUGUCCCUACAGGAUGAAGAUUAGGACAGUCAGGGCCAGGAGCCCCCCCCUGAGCCCCGGGUAACCCUUCAAGUGGGGGGCCAGCCAGUAACCUUCCUGGUUGACACUGGCGCCCAACAUUCGGUCCUAACCCGAGCAGGAGGUCCCCUGAGUUCUAAGACAUCCUUGGUGCAGGGGGCCACAGGGGGAAAAUUGUACCGAUGGACAACUGAGCGAAAAGUACACCUCGGAACAGGGCUAGUCACCCACUCAUUCCUCCUAAUUCCAGACUGCCCCUAUCCAUUGUUAGGGAGGGACCUCCUCUCAAAGGUAGGGGCCCAGAUUUAUUUCCAAGGAAAAGGGGCCUCCGUUAGAGGACCCCAAGGACAGCCCCUCCAAGUCCUAACCUUACGCCUGGAGGAUGAACACCGGUUACAUGAAAGCCCUCAGUCAGCUCAGAUCGACCCCCAAUGGUUAUCAGAUUAUCCCCAGGCUUGGGCGGAGACUGCAGGAAUGGGACUGGCUACGAACCAGCCUCCCGUGGUUAUUGGACUUAAAGCUUCAGCUACCCCGGUAAUGAUACGCCAGUAUCCAUUAAGCAGGGAAGCCAAAAAUGGAAUUAGGCCUCAUAUACAAAGACUGCUCCAAUUGGGUAUCCUAAAACCAUGUCAAUCUCCAUGGAAUACCCCCUUAUUGCCCGUCAAAAAGCCUGGGAUGGGAGACUACCGUCCAGUACAGGACUUGAGGGAAGUGAAUCGGAGGACAGAGGACAUACAUCCCACGGUGCCUAAUCCCUACAACUUACUAAGUACGCUGCCCCCGAACCACACAUGGUAUACAGUGCUCGAUUUAAAGGAUGCUUUCUUUUGCGUAAGGCUAAGUCCUCAGAGUCAAUCGAUCUUUGCUUUUGAAUGGAGAGAUCCAGAAUCAGGUUUUUCAGGACAGCUCACAUGGACGAGAUUGCCACAAGGAUUUAAAAACUCCCCGACCCUGUUUGACAAGGCUCAACAUCAGGACCUGGCUGACUUCAGAGUCAAUCAUCCCCAAUUCACUCUUCUACAGUAUGUAGAUGAUCUACUCCUAGCAGCUGAGACUCGAGAUGACUGUUUGAAAGGUACUGGGGCCCUUUUAAAGAGACUGGGGGAGUUGGGGUAUAGAGCCUCAGCCAAAAAGGCCCAAAUCUGUGUCCAACAAGUGACCUAUCUAGGCUACAAGCUGGAAGGAGGGCAGAGGUGGCUAACAGAGAGCCGAAAACAAGCCAUCACCCAGAUCCCUCCGCCCACAAGUGCGCGAGCACUGAGGGAGUUCUUAGGGAGUGCUGGAUUCUGUCGCUUGUGGAUACCAGGGUUUGCUGAACUGGCAGCCCCUCUGUACCCCCUUACCAAGGCAAAUACCCCAUUCCGAUGGGAAAGGGAACAACAACAGGCUUUCGAUCAAAUUAAGAAGGCCUUAUUAUCAGCUCCGGCCUUGGGCCUCCCAGAUGUGACCAAGCCGUUCACUUUAUAUGUGGAUGAGCGACAGGGAAUUGCAAAAGGAGUUCUGACCCAAAAAUUGGGACCUUGGAAAAGACCGGUGGCCUAUUUUUCAAAAAAACUGGACAGUGUGGCGUCAGGAUGGCCACCAUGUCUCCGGAUCAUUGCAGCUGUGGCCGUGUUGGUAAAAGACUCUGAUAAACUAACCUUGGGACAGCCCUUAACGGUGACGGCCCCCCAUGCCAUAGAGACAGUUAUUCGCCAGCCCCCUGACUGUUGGCUUUCAAACGCCCGGAUCACCCAUUACCAGACAAUGCUGUUAAACCCCGACCGAAUCCGGUUCGGGGCCGCAGUCUCUCUCAACCCAGCAACUCUACUUCCGGACUCAGGCCCUCACCUCUCCAUCGAACAUGAUUGUCAUCAAAUCCUGGCCGAGGUGCACGGGACCCGAGAGGACUUGACCGACCAGCCCCUACCAGAUGCUGAACACACCUGGUAUACGGAUGGAAGCAGUUUUCUGCAUAACGGUGAGCGGAAGGCGGGGGCAGCAGUAGUAGAUGGGACCACAGUCAUCUGGGCAUCAGCCCUAGAGCCUGGGACAUCAGCACAGAGGGCCGAACUCAUUGCCCUGACACAGGCUUUGACAGAAGCCCGGGGGAAAAAAGUCAACAUUUAUACAGACAGUCGGUAUGCUUUUGCUACCGCACAUGUCCAUGGAGAGAUUUAUAGGAGGCGAGGCUUAUUAACCUCGGCAGGAAAAGACAUUAAAAAUAAAAAGGAAAUCCUAGACCUCCUACAAGCCCUCUUCCUACCUAAAAAGGUGAGCAUCAUCCAUUGCCCAGGUCACCAAGUGGGGAGGGACCCUGCAGCAGAAGGGAACAGGAUGGCGGAUGAAACUGCUAAGGCAGUGGCCUUACAAAACCAAACCCUUGCCUUAGCCACAUCACGGGAAAGACAGCCAAAUAAACAGCCUCUCUUCCAGUAUUCAGACCAGGAUGUGGAAACAGCCAAAAAGCUAAAGGCAACCUUUAAUAACUCGACUGGGAUGUGGGAAUAUGAAAACCGGACUAUAUUGCCCCGCAAGGAUGCGAGAAGGCUGGUUACUUACUUACACAGGUGGACCCACUUGGGUUACAAAAAGUUGGAGACUCUUUUACAGAGGGAGGAGCAGUCUCAUUACAUUCCAGAUCUGCCGGGCAUAAUUAAACAGGUCAUAGACUCUUGUGUUCCCUGCGCCAAGGUCAAUGCAGGCCGAUUCCAAGCGCCCGCUGGAGUCAGAAUGAGAGGAGAACGACCUGGCACCAACUGGGAGGUCGAUUUCACUGAAAUUAAGCCUGGCAAGUAUGGAGCUAAGUAUCUCCUAGUCUUUGUGGAUACCUUCUCCGGCUGGACAGAAGCUUUCCCCACCAAACAAGAGACUGCACAAGUGGUAGUCAAAAAGAUUUUGGAAGAAAUUUUCCCUCGAUUCGGGCUCCCUAAGGUAAUAGGGUCAGAUAAUGGCCCUGCUUUCGUCUCCCAGGUAAGUCAGAUGGUGGCCAAGCUGUUGGGGAUAGAUUGGAAAUUACAUUGUGCUUAUCGCCCCCAGAGUUCAGGACAGGUAGAACGAAUGAAUAGGACAAUUAAAGAGACCCUAACCAAAUUAGCCCUAGAAACUGGCACUAAAGACUGGGUCCAACUCCUUCCCAUGGCCCUGUUUAGAGCCCGGAAUACUCCGGCAAGCCAUGGAUUAACCCCCUAUGAAAUCUUGUAUGGAGGACCUCCUCCUAUAGCAGAUUUUCUUGACCCUGCCAUUGAUUCUUCUACAAAUAUCCAAAGCCUACAGGCACGGCUGCGAGCUCUACAACUCAUCCAGAGACAAGUGUGGAAGCCGCUGGCCGCCGUCUACAGCGCGGGGAGCUCUGCAGUCCCGCAUCCCUUCCAGGUUGGUGACGAGGUGUACGUGAGGAGGCACCAGUCCAAGACCCUCGAGCCGCGGUGGAAGGGCCCGUACAUCGUGCUGCUGACCACACCCACUGCGCUAAAGGUAGACGGGAUCGCUGCCUGGAUCCACGCCUCCCACGUCAAGCGAGCGCCGCCUGGAGACAAGAAGGACACCUCGGAGCCAGCGAGAUGGAAGGCGCAGCGCACUCAAAACCCCUUCAAGAUAAGACUCUUAAAAACUGUUUAA
Molecule: messenger RNA, 5148 nt
Organism: Dipodomys spectabilis (banner-tailed kangaroo rat)
Lineage: Eukaryota; Metazoa; Chordata; Mammalia; Rodentia; Heteromyidae
Exons: 2
Biological process (GO): DNA integration; proteolysis; virion assembly
Molecular function (GO): nucleic acid binding; aspartic-type endopeptidase activity; RNA-DNA hybrid ribonuclease activity
Source: RefSeq, a predicted model, not a curated record